Messenger RNA from Cucumis sativus (cucumber), 1440 nucleotides. RefSeq lists its product as hypothetical. The record is from RefSeq and is a predicted model, not a curated record. The transcript is spliced from 8 exons. Bases 198 to 965 code for a protein of 255 amino acids. Lineage: Eukaryota; Viridiplantae; Streptophyta; Magnoliopsida; Cucurbitales; Cucurbitaceae. Gene Ontology annotation, molecular function: nucleic acid binding; RNA-DNA hybrid ribonuclease activity.
UCCUCUUUCGCGGGUCAGCACACAAUUUCUCCGCUAUUACCGCUCAUUCCACUUCUUCACACUACGCUAACUUUUUCCUUUCUCUCUAUUAUUCGCUUGGGUUCUAUCAUCUUCUACUUCUACGCCACGAUCAGAUUGACUUCUUUUCUUCUUCUUUCUCUUUUCUGACAUUUGAAUGUGGGUAUUACUUAUUGAAGAUGGAGGGAGAUAAAGAUGCAUAUUACGUUGUACACAAAGGGGAUGUUUUUGGAUUUUAUAGGACUGCUAAGGAGUUGCUGACUCAUCCUGGACGUUUUGAUCCUGAUGCAACGAUCUACAAAGGGUAUCACUUAUCUAAAGAAGCAGAAGAAUAUCUUGUAGCGCACGGACUUCAGAGUGCCACCUACUCUAUAAGUGCUGCCAAUGUGACCAAGGAUCUAUUUGGAAAAAUACUUCCUUGUUUCCCUUAUGAGCAACCAUCUGCUACUAGAGGAAAAAUGGCUGAAGAAUACUCGAAAGCUGAGAGACAAGAACGAGUCCUUGAGAAUACUGAAUAUACCUAUUUUCUUGAGUUUGAUGGUGCCUCAAAGGGAAAUCCUGGGCUAGCAGGUGCUGGAGCUGUUUUACGUGCUAACGAUGGAUCUACGGUCUGUAAGUUGCAAGAAGGGGUUGGGAUUGCUACAUGUAAUGUUGCUGAAUAUCGUGCUGUAAUUUUAGGACUGAAACAUGCUCUAAAGAAUGGCAUUAAACACAUUCGUGUCCAAGGAGACUCUAAGCUUGUUUGUAUGCAGGUUCAGGGUCUAUGGAAGCUCAAAAACCCAAAUAUGGCUAAAUUUUGUAAAGUGGCUAAGGAGCUCAAGGAUAAGUUUGUGUCAUUUGAGAUCAGCCAUUUCCCUAGGAAACAAAAUUCUGAUGCCGAUGCUCUAGCGAACUGCGCUAUACGUCUACAAGAUGGAGUCGUAGUAGAAGACUGCAUGCAUAAAUGAACUUCAAACACUUUCAAAUGGUAGGCAAGGAUAUCCUCUGCAUUAAGCUGCAUAGCUAUAUAGCUGUCCAGAUUGACACCCUAUUUUGUACCAUUUGAAUGUUAAAAGAUACUUUGAUUAACAUCCUUAUUUUGGUUACUAUGUUAACUAAUGCAACUUUAGAGCUGUAAAUAUAGAAAACUUGGAUAUUGGCAUGUCAAGAGUAAUUAGUCUUACUCCAGCGUGACGGUUUCUCGCCCCAGAUGGAUUCUAUGAUCUCGAGCCUUGAAAAUCUAUUUUCUCAGGUCCAAUUCCAAUUCCGAGUACUUGUGACUGGUAAUCCUUGCUCUGGGUUCAAGCUCCCUAAAAUUUCCUCUUAAAAUGGUGAAAUUGAAAAUUUUUGUUUUGCUGUAAAAGGUUGAUGUAAAUUUACUGUUUUUUACUCAUUAUUUUGUUAUAAAAUAUAAUCUCUCAAUGUAUAUACCCAUUGGAAUUA